GUAAAGUGUGGUCAUGAAACGGUGUUAAUUUGAUGUGAUGAACGCAACUCAAGCCCCUCCCACAGCCUUUUGAGCCAAUGGGAAGACGUGUCAGUACUCAGCCCUUGAGUCCCAAUGCGACAGAUCAUCCUUUGAGGUUUCUCAGAUGCAUUACUGCAGUACUCGGGGUGGGGUCCGGGGAUGGGACUUCCGGGAUGUGCUGUUUUCAGGUUACGCUCCAGACGGGGGGAUGUUCAUGCCGGAGACUGUGCCCCCGCUGAGCUCAGACACCCUGAGGGGUUGGAGGGGGCUGCCCUACACCAAACUGGUGGUGGAGGUUGCCUCACUGUUCAUCCCCACUCAGCAGAUCCCCAGAGAAGACCUGGAGGUUCUAGUAGGAGAAGCCCUGUCUGGUUUCUCAGUGCCUGAAGUGGUCAGGAUUGCCCGGCUAAAGGAUGGUCUGUCUGUCCUGGAGCUCUUCUAUGGAGACACCUUAGCAUUUAAGGACCUGGCUAUGACCUGCACUGUGCGCUUCCUAAACUAUUUUUUGCAAAAAGAGAAUCACAGAGCAACUGUUGUUGUAGGUACAUCAGGAGACACAGGAGGCUCAGCCAUCCAGAGUGCUAAAGGUCUCAGUGGGUUGGAUGUGUUGGUGGUUUACCCCCGUGGACGCGUCACUCCAGUCCAAGAGAAACACAUGAUCACCUGUCUGAAGGAUAAUAUCCAUGUAUUUGCAGCGGACGGCAGCUCAGAUGACAUAGAUCAGCCUCUGCGCCGUCUGUUUGCAGACCCGGAACUGGUCAGGUCUCAUGGCCUCAUGAGCCUCAACUCGGUCAACUGGUCUCGGGUCAUGAUCCAGCUUGCCCACUUCAUCUAUGCUUACCUUGAGCUCAGUGGUAUGGAGCAGAUGGAGGCUGAUGGAGACCUGCCUGAGCUGGAAGUGGUAGUGCCCACUGGAGGGGCAGGAAACAUUGCAGCUGGUUACAUUGUAAAGCAGAUGGGAGUGCCCCUGAAGCUGGUUGCCAUGGUGAAUUCUAAUGACAUAGUGCACAGGACGGUAACCACUGGUGACUUUUCCAUGGCAGCUGAUGUCACACAAACUUUAGCCCCUGCCAUAGACAUCCAGGACCCGUACAACAUGGAGCGAGUGUUCUGGCUGCUGCUGGACAGAGAUGGAGCCUCAGUGAAGAACAUGAUGGAGGAGUUUCAGCAGUCACAUAGACUGUCUCUGCCUGAAAACCACCGCAGAUUGCUGUCACAGGUUUUAUCAACUGGAACAGUGACUGAUGAAGGCAUCCUGGAGACCAUGAGGAGAUGCUGGGAGGAAAAUCAGUAUGUGCUGUGUCCACACACAGCUGUGGCUGUAUGGCAUCACUACCACUGUCCUCACAGCCCCACGCUCAACAGAUGUUAUGUUGCAACAGCAUCUCCAGCCAAGUUUAAGGCAGCGGUGGAGAAGGCUGGCCUGACCUUUGACCUACCUGAGACAGUGCUGGCACUGGACAAGCUGGCCACCCGUUACGAGAACCUGGAGCGGAAUCCAAACUGGUGCAAAGACUGGGAGGACAGGCUGAGAGAGAAAAUCCAGUCUGUGAGUUCAGUCAGGAAAAACAGGGGGACUUACUACAUCUGAUCAGAAAAGAUGUUGUUAGACGGUGAAAUGGUUUCAUACAUCCUGACUGGAUGCUGCAUGUGGGUGAUCAGGUGAGGCGGCCUGUCCUUGAUCUGUGCACUUCUUUAUCUGAAUGCAGUAAAUUGCCUUAAAGCUUUUCUGAUGGACUUUGGUCUGCACUGGCACACAGUGUGUCUUCUUGUUUGUUCAGUGAUGUAAUACACCAGAAAGCAAUCAGCUACUCACAAUGUUCAAUCUUUCUGCGACAAAUUUUAUGUGAAAGAAUAAAGUAGUUUUCUAACUGUCUCAAACACAA
Scatophagus argus is the source of this 1907-nucleotide messenger RNA. RefSeq names its product threonine synthase-like 2 (gene thnsl2). NCBI's taxonomy places the organism in Eukaryota, Metazoa, Chordata, Actinopteri, Scatophagidae. Gene Ontology annotation, molecular function: pyridoxal phosphate binding. Bases 146 to 1612 code for a protein of 488 amino acids. The transcript is spliced from 9 exons. The record is from RefSeq and is a predicted model, not a curated record. Gene Ontology annotation, biological process: 2-oxobutyrate biosynthetic process; dephosphorylation.